Molecule: messenger RNA, 2858 nt
Organism: Rubroshorea leprosula
Lineage: Eukaryota; Viridiplantae; Streptophyta; Magnoliopsida; Malvales; Dipterocarpaceae
Source: the annotation of a GenBank genome assembly
CAUUCAAUCUUCAUAGACAUCGCCGGACGGCAGCCUUUUCCCUUCCCUUCCGGAGCUGCUAAUUCCUCAGCCAGCGUCUCUCUUACCGUUACCGAUCAAAGCCCUUAGAUCUUCUUUCUCUUCUUCCGAGAGUCGUUAAUUCUUUAUCAAUCAGCUUGAUUUCGUCUCCUUGAAUAUCAUCGUUAAGGGGGAGAUGGACGAUAGCUGUGCUGUAUGCGCUGAGCGUUUGGAAUGGGUCGCCUACGGUGACUGCGGUCAUCGGGAAGUGUGCUCGACGUGCGUGGCUCGCCUCCGCUUCAUCUGCGAGGAUCGCCGCUGCUGCAUCUGCAAGACAGAAUGCAACGUUGUUUUUGUCACCAAGGCCUUAGGGAAUUAUACAAGUAUGAUCAAUGACUUUUCUGCCUUGUCAUCUGAGUUAAGGGAGGGUAAAGGGGGACCAUAUUGGUACCAUGAAGAUACACAAGCAUUUUUUGAUGAUGUGAACCACUACAAGAUGAUCAAGGCAAUGUGCAGACUCUCGUGCAGUGUAUGUGACAAGAUGGAUGAGCAACCAAAUGAUGGAUCCAAGCGUCGGGCAAAGUUUAGGAACAUUGAGCAGUUGAAGGGUCAUUUGUUUCAUCGUCAUAAGUUGCUUAUGUGCAGCCUAUGUUUGGAAGGACGGAAGGUGUUUAUUUGUGAACAAAAGUUAUAUACCCGAGCGCAGCUCAAUCACCAUAUAAGCACAGGUGAUAGUGAUGUGGAUGGUAGUGAGAGUGACAGAGGUGGCUUCAAUGGGCAUCCUACGUGUGAAUUUUGCAGGACCCCGUUCUAUGGGGAUAAUGAAUUAUACUCACACAUGUCCACAGAGCACUAUACCUGUCAUAUAUGCCAAAGGCAACAUCCUGGACAAUAUGAAUAUUAUAAAAACUAUGAUGAUCUAGAGAUUCAUUUUCGCCGAGAUCAUUAUCUAUGUGAGGAUGAAGCCUGCCUUGCCAAAAAGUUUAUUGUCUUUCUAUCUGAAGCUGAACUGAAGAGGCAUAAUGCCAUUGAACAUGGAGGGCAUAUGUCUCGUGCAAAGCGAAAUGCUGUUCUUCAGAUACCGACUAGCUUCCGAUAUCGUCGAAGUAAUGAAGAUAAUCGUCGUGGAAGGGGGCGGACAUUUUGCCCUGAACCCUCUGAUUAUCAGCUUUCCAUGGCCAUUGAGGCAAGUUUGGUGGAGACAGCUGGUGAACCAUCAUCAUCAAGUGGGCAGUUGGUUUCUGAUCAUGGAGAUUCAAACAAUAUUGAUCCCAUUAUUCAGUCUUUUGAGUCAUUGUCAGCAACAGAUUCUGAGCCAUCUUCAAGAUACCUUCAAGCAGUUGCACAAGGCUCCAGAGGUGUACCUUUGGAAGAAUCUUCUUUUCCCCCUCUUUCCAUGGCUCCCAGUUUAAGUCAACAAAGUGCUACACCUAACUCUGAUGCUUUGCCUAGUAAUACCAUGGCAGCACAUCUAAAGCGCCAGAGAAAAGUAAAUGUUAUCAAUUCAGCUCAGGCAUGGCCAGUGGCAACUCGCAGACCAGUGCAACCAUCAAGUGGUCCAGUCCGAUCCAGACCAACGGCACCUGCAACAUCACAUGGUGCUAGCAGUGGAGCUGUAGUGUUGAGCUAUGCAAGUUCAGCUCUGGGAAAGGCUCAAUCAACAACAGUUAAUGGAUUGGUUUCAUCAGGUUCUACUUGGGCAAGCUCCGGCAACACUGGUAGGAUCAGCCACUCUGCAUCUGCCCCAAAUCUUGCUGAUAGUCAACCUUCAAUACCUUCUGCUUCUGAUUUCCCUCCAGUUUCUGCAACCCAAAUGCGGAAGUUGCCCUCAAGCAGCCAAGCCCAAUUGAAUGUGGAAGAUGUUCAUACAGCAAACAAAUCUUUGGUUGAAAAGAUGCGUGCUGCUCUAGAAUAUGAUGAAGACAAAUACACUGCUUUUAAAGACAUUUCUGGGCAGUAUCGUCAGGGUUUAAUUGACACAGGAAAAUAUUUAGAUUAUGUACAGCAGUAUGGAUUGUCACAUCUACUGCUUGAGCUGGCUAGACUGUGCCCUGAUGUGCAUAAGCAGAGAGAACUGAUUGAGACUCACAAUGCUAGCAUGCGAAGCAAUGGUCUGCAAGAGAAAAGUGGUGGCGAUGGCAAUAUUUGGCUGACAGAUGAUAAUGGCUCUAGGAAAGGGAAAGGGAAAGGGAAAGGGAAAGGGAAAGGGAAGUCUCCAGUUGCUGAAGAUGGUAAUUCUAAGGACACACUACCUGAUAGUACAAUAAGCACUGUCCAGAAACUGCAGUCCAGUUACAAUCCUUUAGAAGAAGAGGUGGAGGUGCUAUCAAAGGAAGGGUACCGUUCUACUCAAGGCAAAUCUAAGGUUGAACUGAGUUCUCACAAUCAACCUGCGAUUCAAAUUGGGAACAAGAACGAUUCCGUUUCUACUGGAGGUGGAUCAGGGGUUGGUAGCGGUAAGCAGCGGAAGAAAACUUUAAAAUUCCAUAGACUUCGGCUUGGUGAUGGCUCAAUGGAAGCAAUCUCAGGUCUCAAAAAUUCUGAGCCAGACCCUGAAACUGAAAAGCUAGACCAUAGGUUAGAUGGUAACGAAGACCCAACUGGAGGAUUACCUGUACGUGGCGUUUGGAAGACUGGAGGAGGUCACAAACUUUUUUCUUAGAUUUUCCUGAAGAUAAGAAAGUAGUUCGAGUUUUGCCAAGUUGUGUCGGAAAUGCUGGUAUAUAAAUUUCCAUUGCCUGGAUUGUUGGAAGUGUUACUGCAAUUAUUACUCAAUUGAGUUGGCUUUUGUUCAGGUGUUUGGAUUAUAGAUUUUGUCCAAGUAUUCACAUUUUCUUUCAAAAUAAAAGUACAUACAGAGU